AUGCCGCUGAACUAUUCAAAAUGGGACAAUCUUGAGCUCUCAGAUGACUCUGAUAUCGAAGAACACCCAAACGUCGACAAGAAGAGUAUGAUCCGAUGGAAACAACGAGACAUUCAUGAAAAGCGAGAAGCUCGUAAACUUCAAUUAGCCAAAUUGAAAUCUGAGCUCGAAUUGAACUCGGUGCUAAGACCACGUAUCGCAUCUAUCAUGACUGGAGUAUCACAAAAAGGUCUUGAUCACUAUCGAUCUGUUCAAAGAAGAUUCAAAGAACAGCCUUCAGACGAGAAACCAAAUACCGGAUCACCCAAUCAACCCACAUAUGAUAUGAUGAUAUCACAAUUACUUUCUGACGUGUUCAGGGAAGCAGCUUGGAUAGUCGAUGGUGCAGAGAUCAAAGAUGGUAAUGUCUUUGUGGACGGUAAGAAGAUUGAUGAAAAAUCAGGUCAACCGGAUUGGUCAAAUGAGAUGAAUAUAACGGAAUCAAAGAAAAAUGGUUUAGCUAUUACUUUAGAAGAAAGAUUGAAUUGGCAUAUAAAAGAAUUGAAUAAAAGAGAUGACAACGUCAAGAAAGAGAUUGAAAAAGAAGAAAAAGAAAUGAAUAAGAAGAUUACAAGUGAAGGUAUACAUGAUGGAUGGGAUGUUAGUAGUGUCAAUAAAUCAAAACCAAGUCCACUGGAUGAUAAACCUAAACCCAAAUCAUCGUCUUCGAAGAACAAGGAGAAGUCUGAAACUAUCGAAGUUUUGAAUCCUAAAUCUGUAGAAGCUUCUACUUCAUCAGCAACGGAAUCGGACGACGAAGAUUCUUUUGGACCUUUAACACCAUCAGCAAGAGCAUUCGCUAAUAUCCCCAUCGGUGGCUUUGAGAAAUCAUUUGCAUUCAUUCAAAAGGAUUCCUCAGUGUUGUCAGAGUCCACCCACGAUUCACUAUUAGCUGAAGCUUUUGAAGCUCAAAGAAGGGGAGAUAAGGAAUUGGCAAAGAGAUGUGUCCAUCAAAGUCUAUUAGUCAACUACUGUCGUCAAUUAGGCAGAGAUGGAGUAGGAUUGUUCUUUCAGAAAAUGAUCACACGCAAUCCCAAAUCAAUUGAGAUGUUUGUACAAGAUUUCAAUCAAACAUACGGUCGUAUAGCUCAACGAACAGCCGAGAUGAUUGCCCAAGAAGAAGCUUCGGGUGAAAGAGAGCAGAUUCAGUUAGUAGCAGAAGAUCCAUCUAUGGAAAUCGGAUUCAACCUUCCGGACGGUCCACCUCCAGCUGAUCUGAGAUUAGAAGGUGAAGGUACAAAAGAGAUGGAUAUCGAACAAGUCAAAGCUUUCCUUCAAAGGAAAUGGGAUAUAUUCCAAAAUUUCCCUGACGACUUGAGAAAUGCAUUAAAAACCGAAAAAUUGGAUGAAGUGAAUCAGAUUCUAGGGAAAAUGAAAGUUGCAGAAGCGGAAGAUGUUAUCGAGUUGAUGCAAGAAGGUGGGAUGUUGAGUUUCAGUGAAAAAGGUGUCAGAGAUAUGACACAGCAGAAAUAA
Kwoniella shivajii is the source of this 1512-nucleotide messenger RNA. RefSeq lists its product as uncharacterized. NCBI's taxonomy places the organism in Eukaryota, Fungi, Basidiomycota, Tremellomycetes, Tremellales, Cryptococcaceae. Gene Ontology annotation, cellular component: cytoplasm. The transcript has 6 exons. The record is from RefSeq and is a predicted model, not a curated record. Bases 1 to 1512 code for a protein of 503 amino acids. Gene Ontology annotation, biological process: protein folding; protein stabilization. Gene Ontology annotation, molecular function: protein-folding chaperone binding; protein kinase binding; heat shock protein binding.